AUGGCAAAAGCAUACACGCAGGAAGAAUUUGAUGAUCUUAUGGGGAAGGUUGCGAAGGUAGAUUUUCAGGUGGCAGAGUAUUUGGAAUUAGCUGGAAGAGAAAAAUGGGUUAGAGUGUAUGCAACUGUCGAACCAUCAACCGAAUACUUGUACACAGUACAUGCUGCAGGAAGGUGUUUCAUAGUUAACUUGGACAACAAAACUUGCAGUUGCCAGAUGUUUCAAAUAGACGAAAUUCCAUGCCCACAUGCAUUGACUGUCAUUAAGAAGAAAAAUCUAGCGACAUAUGAUGUAGCCGUGGAUCCUCUCCCUGACGAGCGUGAAUGGAAGGUUCCCACAUACAUAUCAGAGGAUACGGUUUUGCCACCAAGAUACAAGAGACCUCCUGUUAGACCGAAGAAAAAGCGUGAUAAGCCGUUAGUUGAAUUGCUUCUUGGGAAAAAAAGACAUGCUUGUAGUACAUGUGGAUGGACUGGACACAAUAGACGUUCUUGUAGUAAUGCUCCUAGAAGGAAGUAA
Molecule: messenger RNA, 519 nt
Organism: Lycium barbarum (goji berry)
Lineage: Eukaryota; Viridiplantae; Streptophyta; Magnoliopsida; Solanales; Solanaceae
Exons: 3
Coding region: 1-519 (172 amino acids)
Molecular function (GO): zinc ion binding
Source: RefSeq, a predicted model, not a curated record